Molecule: messenger RNA, 633 nt
Organism: Acanthoscelides obtectus
Lineage: Eukaryota; Metazoa; Arthropoda; Insecta; Coleoptera; Chrysomelidae
Source: the annotation of a GenBank genome assembly
AUGAUACCAUGGAGAGGCAGACUGAAAUUUCGCCAGUACAUACCAUCCAAGAGUCACAAAUACGGGGUAAAACUUUUUAAAUUAUGCAGUCCAAAUGGUUAUACAUGGAAAUGUCUAAUUUUUACUGGCCGUAGUGAAGAACAGCGUCCUGCUGGACUUGGGAUUGGUGAAUCUGUCGUAUUGACCUUGACUGAAGGAUUUUUGAAUGAAGGAAAAAUUCUGUAUACUGACAACUUUCAUACUCGUUGUCCAUUAGCCACAAUUCUUCUUACGAAAAGUACACAUCUAGUAGGUACGCUUAGGCGGUCCAGAAAAUACCUCCCAAAAGAUAUCACGACCAAGAAUCUCAAAAAACAUGAGUACAUUGCGCGAGAAACUAAUUAUGGGAUGGUCGUUUCCAAAUGGAAAGACGCUAAGGAUGUACUUAUGUUAUCUACAGUUCACGGAAUUGGCAUGAGAGUUCCGCCACCUUCAAGUAAACGAAAGAGAGCAUUUUCUCCAAGCUGCAGUAACGAGGAGCCCACUCCAAAAAAGAAAAAAGAAACAGACAAAACGUCAACAUUAAAACCAGACGCAAUUAUUGCUUAUAAUAAUGGCAAGUGUGGUAUUGACAAGUCCAACCAAAUGGCGUGA